Messenger RNA from Zootermopsis nevadensis, 1230 nucleotides. The record is from RefSeq and is a predicted model, not a curated record. NCBI's taxonomy places the organism in Eukaryota, Metazoa, Arthropoda, Insecta, Blattodea, Termopsidae.
AGGGCAAGGGAUGUACGGCGCAUCCAGUGAUGAAGAGAAGAGGUUGACCAUGAUGCUGUUCAGCAACAUCUUUGAUUCUCUGUCCAAAAUGGAUUAUGAUCCAGAGCUGUUUGGAAAAGCGCUUCCAUGCUUGACUGCCAUUGGUUGUGCCUUACCACCAGACUAUUCUCUUUCCAAAAAUUAUGAUGAUGAAUGGUACAGCUCAAAGACAGGAACAGAUCCUGAUGGUCCGUACAACCCACAGCCCGUAAAUACCAGCAGUGUGGUUUUGAACAAUGAUCUCAACAAUAUUGUCCAACAGUUCUCAGAACAUUAUCAUGAUGCAUGGGGCAGUAAGAAAUUGGAUAAUGGUUGGGUACUUGGAGAACAGUGGUCUGAUGCUAAUGAAGCUCACCCUCGCUUGAAACCAUACAGCGUGCUGAAUGACUAUGAGAAAGAGCGUUAUAAGGAGCCAGUGAGAGAGUCCUUGAAAGCCCUGCUUGCUAUUGGUUGGACUGUGGAACACUCAGAUGUUGAAGUACCGUCAAACAAUAGAAAUUCCACAAGAAUAUCUUCCAAAACGAGCCCAGUUGAUAAAGCUACACCAUUUAACUACCACCCACACCCAGUGGAUAUGACUAAUCUGACACUAAGCAGAGAAAUGCAGAACAUGGCUGAGAGGCUGGCGGAAAAUGCUCAUGACAUCUGGGCAAAGAAGGAAAAAGAGGAGCUGACAACUUGUGAAACUGCCGGAGACUGACAUAAUGGAAUUUUGCCAAGAUACAGCUCGCUUUCCCUGAUAAGAUUGGUCCAGCAGAUGAAAUGUCAUGGCAACAUUAUCUUUACUCCAAGCUUGCAAUGUCAAAAAGGGACUUACUGCGAGCGUUACACGAUUAAGAAUGAAAUCGUCUCGUCAGAAGAGUAAAGUUCAGAUAUUAGAUGCGGUAAGUGGUGAUUUUUUCUAUUCCGAUAACUCGUAACUAAUUAAAGCAGUAUCUGAAGACUACAAAUUAUAUUAAUAAAAUAAUUGUAUGGCAGCGAGUAACAAGAUGGCCGUCUUCCGGGUCGUAGCGCUGUGAAGUCAGGUUGAAAUUUACCAGCGUUUCGGAGAUACAUGUUGCCUUGAUCAUCGCCUUGAUGUCUGAGGCAGCAAGUUCCUCUGAAACGUCUGUAAACUUGUACCAGACAACGCAUUGCACUGCAACCGAGACGACAGCCAUCUUAAGUUGCGUGGCAUUGUUUUUCUCCAGA